CCUACACGCAUGCGCAGUUGUACAUGGCAGCAUUGGGUAUCAAUUUGGUCAAACAGCGGGUGAUAAAAUGGGGCCUCUGGGACCCCAAACAACCAGGCAGCCAAUAAUGUCAGCAGAACAGGAGGGUUACAUCCAUACCCAGCUAUGAAAUGUCAAACCAUAAACUAAAAUCCUCCCAAAAGGACAAGGUACGGCAGUUCAUGUCCUUUACUCAAGCUGGGGAGAAGACCGCCGUAUACUGUCUCACUCAAAAUGACUGGAAACUAGAGGUGGCCACGGACAACUACUUUCAGAACCCAGAUUUGUACCACAAGGAAUCCAUGAAAAUCUCAGUGGACCGAAAAAAGCUGGAGCAGCUUUACAAUCGAUAUAAAGAUCCCCAGGAUGAGAAUAAGAUUGGGAUCGAUGGAAUUCAACAGUUCUGUGAUGACCUCAAUCUGGAUCCGGCCAGCAUCAGUGUUCUGGUUGUGGCAUGGAAAUUCCGUGCAGCAACACAGUGUGAAUUCAGCAAGAAAGAGUUAAUUGAUGGCAUGACAGAGCUGGGGUGUGACAGUCCGGAGAAGCUUCGCGCUCUUCUGCCCAGAUUAGAACAGGAUCUGAAAGACAGCGGAAAGUUCAAAGACUUCUACCAGUUCACCUUCAACUUUGCCAAGAAUCCUGGACAAAAAGGUUUAGAUUUAGAGAUGGCAGUAGCAUAUUGGAACCUGGUUCUGGUUGGACGUUUUAAGUUCCUAGACCUCUGGAACAGAUUUUUAUUGGAGCAUCAUAAGCGAUCAAUUCCCAAAGACACAUGGAACUUGCUCCUGGAUUUCGGCAACAUGAUUGCAGAUGACAUGUCAAACUAUGAUGAAGAAGGAGCAUGGCCUGUUCUCAUCGACGACUUUGUGGAAUACGCUCGGCCAAUCGUGAUGGGAUCAAAACGCAAAACUGUAUAGUAACACUGCCCCUGGGCGAGAACUCACGCCUUGGUCGCCUCAUUGACUUUGUAGUUUUUAUAAAGACUUGUAAGCAUUAUAAGAGAGAACUAAGAGAAACACUUGAAACCGACAAGCUUUGCAAAAGGAAAAACAGGAUGGAAAAGACGACUCAGACUUCCACACAUCACACAGGAAGGACAAGAGUGCGAAACUCAAGAUUUCUUAUAGAGCCAUCAAAUGCACAUGGCCAGCUAUAUUUGCACUGGCGACUCAAUUCUAGCCCGAAACCCUUGGAGAUUUUGGGUGGAUAACUUCGAACCUAGUACCUCAUCUCCAUAGCAGUCAGUGUCACUCUAUAGGGCCGAGUCCUCAUUGCCUACCCACUCCUCACAGUCUGAGUUAUGGAAUAGUCUCUCCAGUUUCGUUUUAGAUUAUGUACCCAUCUGUCUGGGUGUGUAUCUCAUGCAGGACGUGAUGCUGAUCAUGUCUGCAUUUUAAGCCAGAUGUUCAUGGGAGCAUGCGGCUCACAACACCAGCACUAUUGUUACAGUUGUAAAAUACUGUACCUACUGCAGCAGUAUGUACAGAGAGAAAUGUAUUCUCAGUAAUGUUUUAUUAUAUGAAAUAUGAGAAAUAUGAAAGAAAGGCGUGGUCAAAACAAGAUGCCGCCAUACCAUGUUCUUGUGUGAUUUUAGGUCAAAUGUGUCAUCUGCCCUGUUGCGGAACUUGUAACAACACGGUUCAGUGUUACUUUUUUUUUUUUGCAGAUUUAUGUUAAGAAAUAAAUUAUUGCCCUUUAUGUUCUUCUCAAUCUCUAACAACCCUGUUAUUCUUUAACUGGGCAUCUAUGCUUGGACAACAAGAGGCUUUGCAAGCUUUCACUAUGAAACAUUCUCCCAUCAGUAUCACAAACUGAACAUGCUUCUGAAUCAAAAUGAUUAGUACAGAAUAUUAAUAUCUCCCUUCAUAAAUCUCUGAAAAGCAACCCUGAAGCAUGAUGGUAGGGCUGCAGUUAUAUUUGGUUUGCACCAAACAUUCAGGACACUGGGUUAAUUUUAGUGUCCUGAGACCACAAUUAUUUAUAUAACAAAAAAAGCUUCUAGCAAAAUUCAGGCAUGAUGUAAUGUUCAUCUUUUUCAGAAGCGGUUUCCUUCUUGUCGAAGAGUGCCAAAUCUGCAGUGCUGAGAAUAUUGAUGCCAGCCAAAAUGCUCUGCAUCGUGGUCAGUAGUGUAGCUGGCCUAUUGGUCACCCGUAUGACAUCUUUUUUCUCUUGCUCAGUUAGGCCUGGAUUGUGCCCAGUGUUUCUUGCAUCCAUUAAUGUGUAUAGGGAGAUUUAAACCUUUGCCAAUAAUAUUAUAAUACCUUUUGAAGCUUUUUUUAAUUCUUCAGUUCUUCUGAAAGUUCGAUUUCACGGGCUGAUCUUUUGUUUUAGUGAAUAGAAGCAGUCCAACACAGUAAAAUAACUGAUUAUAUCACUUAAUUGAAUGUAUUUAAAACAGUUUUAGUAUGAUUAUGUAUGACUUUCUUCUGUGAAACAUGAGAUUUUAGGCUGUCAUCUGCCUGAUAUUCUCAAUUCUCAAAAAAAAAAAAGUAACAGGAACAACAUGAGGGUGAGUAAACGAUGACAAUUUUUAUUUUGGGUGAACUAUUACUUUAAUGGCGGAAAGAAACUUUCAAUGCAAUUUUACUGUGUACCACAAGAGAGCGGCAAUGUGUUUAUAAUCCAAAGAGGAUUCACGUUUUAGAGGUUGUGUGUUUAUGUAUUGCUGCAUUUUUAUUAUGUGUGUUUAUAUAUGUUAUAAUAUUCUAAGUGUGUAAAAAAUGUAUUUUAACUGAAAUUUGCAUUUUUGUUGCAUUUUUCGUUGUUACUUCCAAUCCAUACAGAUAAUAA
Sinocyclocheilus anshuiensis is the source of this 2808-nucleotide messenger RNA. RefSeq names its product DCN1-like protein 2. The record is from RefSeq and is a predicted model, not a curated record. Bases 150 to 935 code for a protein of 261 amino acids. Gene Ontology annotation, molecular function: cullin family protein binding; ubiquitin-like protein binding; ubiquitin conjugating enzyme binding. Gene Ontology annotation, cellular component: ubiquitin ligase complex. Gene Ontology annotation, biological process: protein neddylation. Lineage: Eukaryota; Metazoa; Chordata; Actinopteri; Cypriniformes; Cyprinidae. The transcript has 8 exons.